AUGGACAGUGCUGUGCUGUUUGAUGCUGGGAAGAAAGGUCGAGGCCUGAGGGCCACCAAAGAGCUCAACACUGGGGAUGUGAUCUUCGCAGAGCCCAGUUUCUCUGCUGUGGUCUUCGACAGACACAGAUCUGGUAGCAUAGUGUCAGAGCCUUAUAAGAGCGAGGAGCUCCAGAAUGUUGGCUCACCGAAUGGGUCCAACACAGCAGGCAUGCACCAAGAGGAUCUGCCCAAUGUCAGCCAGGAGCUGUCCAAAACUACAGAGAGAGAAGAGCUUCAAGAUUUAAUCAGUGGCCACACUAACUGGUUCAUAUCUAUCCAUAUCCCCCUGUCCAGCCUGGCAGCUCGUGUGCUGUGGCGUAUGCACAAGGACACAGGCAUUGUGUCAGACAGUCAGCUGGUCUCAGUGGACCAGCUGGAGGACCAUGUGGCCGACAUGUCCCAAGAAGAACUCAAAAAGCUCCAGACUGAUGUGCACAACUUCCUGGAAUACUGGUCUUACGGAAGGAAGCAGCACUCUGUCGACUACAUCUCACACAUCUUUGGGAUUAUCAAGUGUAAUGGAUUUACACUGAGUGACCAGAGAGGUCUGCAGGCCGUUGGUGUGGGUCUUUUCCCCAACCUGUGUCUGGCCAACCAUGACUGCUGGCCCAACUGCACCGUCAUCCUCAACAAUGGAAACCAGUCAGCUUUAAGUUCUGCUCUCCACUCUCAGAGGAGGAUUGAGCUGCGGGCUCUUAGGAAAAUCGCUGAGGGUGAGGAGCUGACCGUCAGCUAUGUGGACUCCCUCAACCUGUCUGCUGACCGCCAGAAGAAGCUGAAGGAGCAUUUCUACUUUGAGUGCACCUGUGAGCACUGCAGCAAGCACAUCAAUGAUGACCUGAUGGCAGCUGCUGCAGACAGCGAAGGGGCCAAACCCUCAGCCGAUACAGUGAAACAGGUGACAGCCUUCAGUGAAGAGUGUCUGCAGAAGAUUGAGAAGUCCCGUAUUGAGGGGAAUUACCACGAGGUGUUGAAGUUGUGUCACGAGUGUCUGGAGAAGCAGGAGAACGUCCUGGCUGACACUCACCUCUGUAAGCUGCGUGUGCUCAGUGUUGUCAGUGAGGUGCUGUCAUACAUGAAGGUCUUCUCUGAGGCUGCAGACUACGCCCGCAGGAUGGUGGAGGGAUACACGAAGUUGUACCACCCCAAUAACGCCCAGCUGGGGAUGGCCAUCAUGCGGGCAGGUGUCACCCACUGGCAUGCAGGGCAGAUUGAGGCGGGCCACGGGUUGAUCUGCAAGGCCUAUGGCAUCCUCCUGGUAACCCAUGGACCCAACCACGCCAUUACCAAAGACUUGGAGACCAUGCGCACGCAGACUGAGAUGGAGCUAAAGAUGUUCAAGCAGGAUGAGUCUGUGUAUAUGACCAUGAGAGACGCCGCUCUGAAGAAGCAAUAACCUCCUUCAUGGCUAAUAUUCCUGUCCCUGCUGAUGUUCUGAUGCCCGUCUUAACUGUGCAAUGACAUGUACACACAAUGUCCACUAAAGCACUGCACCCAGUCCCUGCGCUGAGUCUCUGAAUCACUGGUGUGUCUGACGAUACGCUGUACUGUUUAAAGCAGCAGAUGUAACACAACAUGAACAGUAUCUACAAUAAAAGUGGAGAUACAUGUGU
Messenger RNA from Stegastes partitus (bicolor damselfish), 1654 nucleotides. RefSeq names its product histone-lysine N-methyltransferase SMYD1-like. The coding region runs from base 1 to 1437 and encodes 478 amino acids. NCBI's taxonomy places the organism in Eukaryota, Metazoa, Chordata, Actinopteri, Pomacentridae. Gene Ontology annotation, cellular component: nucleus. The record is from RefSeq and is a predicted model, not a curated record. The transcript is spliced from 10 exons. Gene Ontology annotation, molecular function: protein binding.